This is a messenger RNA of Trypanosoma cruzi, 975 nucleotides long. RefSeq names its product coatomer epsilon subunit, putative. NCBI's taxonomy places the organism in Eukaryota, Euglenozoa, Kinetoplastea, Trypanosomatida, Trypanosomatidae. The transcript has a single exon. The coding region runs from base 1 to 975 and encodes 324 amino acids. Gene Ontology annotation, molecular function: structural molecule activity; protein binding. Gene Ontology annotation, cellular component: COPI vesicle coat. The record is from RefSeq and is a predicted model, not a curated record. Gene Ontology annotation, biological process: endoplasmic reticulum to Golgi vesicle-mediated transport; retrograde vesicle-mediated transport, Golgi to endoplasmic reticulum; intra-Golgi vesicle-mediated transport.
AUGGCCGAUCCCUUCUACGAUGCCCGUAACGCCCUUGCGAUCGGCAAUUAUCACCAGGCUCUCGCGGAGGCAAGCGGAGCCAAAACGACACUUCGAAAACCCGACGAUUUGGCCAUCUUUAAUACAGAGCGGGAGGCCCUUCUAUCUCUUGCUCAAAUUGGGCUGGGUCAAGGGGAAUCUGUCGUAACGCAGUUAGCCUCCGCGUCUCAUCCUACGUUACUGGCAGUGAAAAACUGGGCGCAGUUUUCUUUGGCCAUAAAAAAUAAAUUGCCUGAUGGAGCCCUCAAUCAAACUGCGGCUUCGGCGCUAACACGGUUAACUGAAGCGGCAGAAGAAGUGAAUCCUUCACGCAUUCAGGGGGCGGUGCUCGCUGCUUCUGCGCUUCUUGCUUCUGGUGAUAAUGCCGGGGCAAUAAGUUUGGCCAAAAGGUGGAUAGGUGAACUUCCAACACCGGAGGGUGCUUCCAACAUACGUCAACAAAUGGAACUGCGAGCUGUUGUUGUCGAGGCACUUCUCCGUAUGCGACGUUCAGAAAUGGCUAGAAAUGAAGUAAAAAGCAUGGAGCAGCUGGACGAUGAGUCUGUGCUUACAGUAUUGUGCUCAGGUAUAGUGAGCCUUCACGAGGGCAUCAAGUCUCGCGAUGCCUAUGAGAGAGCCAUUCAGCGCUUUAAGGAGCUUUCCAUGCGUUGUGGUCAGAGUGUGCUAGUACAUAAUUUAAUGGCGUUAGCACAAAUGGAGCUUGGCGAUUUCACGUCGGCAGAGCGUAGUCUUCUCGAUGCCUUGGCUAUGAGAUCAAAUGAUGUCGAUACGACGGCGAAUCUGGCGGUUGUUUCUUCGUAUCUUGGAAAAGCAGCAGACUCCACGAACCGUUACACCCAGCAAGCGGUUGCCAUCGCUGGGACAUGGAGUCAUCAAUACGCCGCCAUGAAUGCACGCCUGGAAGAGGCUGUCUUGCAGUUUUCAAAGACGGCGUAG